This is a messenger RNA of Camarhynchus parvulus, 1422 nucleotides long. RefSeq names its product solute carrier family 16 member 2 (gene SLC16A2). Lineage: Eukaryota; Metazoa; Chordata; Aves; Passeriformes; Thraupidae. Gene Ontology annotation, biological process: transmembrane transport. Gene Ontology annotation, molecular function: monocarboxylic acid transmembrane transporter activity; thyroid hormone transmembrane transporter activity. The record is from RefSeq and is a predicted model, not a curated record.
GGGGCCGGGGCCGGGGCCGGGGCCGCGGCUGAGCGGGGACAGAGCGGGGCCGCCGCGCCUUUCCAGCCCCCCGAGGGCGGCUUCGGCUGGGUGGUGGUCUUCGCCGCCGCCUGGUGCAACGGCUCCAUCUUCGGCAUCCACAACUCCUUCGGGAUCCUCUACAUGAUGCUGCAGAGCGACCUGGGCGGGGAGAAGGAUCCGGCGCUCGAGUUUAAAACAGCAUGGGUCGGCUCCCUGGCCAUGGGGAUGAUUUUUUUCUGCUCUCCCAUCGUCAGCAUCUUCACCGACCGCAUCGGCUGCAGGACCACAGCGGCCAUGGGGGCCACCAUCGCCUUCAUCGGGCUCCUCUCCAGCUCCUUCACCAAGUCCCUGGAGGUGCGUUAUUUCACAUAUGGGAUCCUCUUUGGCUGUGGCAGCUCCUUCGCCUUCCAGCCCUCGCUGGUCAUCCUCGGCCACUACUUCAAGCGCCGCCUGGGCCUGGCCAACGGCAUCGUGGCCGGGGGCAGCUGCCUCAUCUCCGUGCCGCUCCCCUUCUUCCUCAAGAUGGUCGGGGGUGCCAUCGGGCUGGCACACACUUUCCAAGUACUCAGUGCCUUAAUGCUCAUCCAGAUCUUCUUGUCCAUGACCUACCGGCCUAUCCUGACGCCUUCUUGUGACUCUCAGCACGACGGGCACGACAAGCUGGGCAGCCGGAGCGUGAGGCGUCAGUGCUGGGCCCAGACCCGCAAGUAUUUCAACCUGAGGGUUUUCCGGAGAAAGACCUAUAGGAUUUGGGCCUUUGGGAUCGCUACUGCUGUCCUGGGAUACCUCGUACCUUACAUGAACCUGGUCAAAUACGUGGAGAAGCGAUUUCAGGAAACCAAAAAGGACUGGAUCCUCCUGGUUUGCCUCGGGGCCAUGUCAGGGCUGGGGCGCUUGAUUUCGGGCCGCAUUGGAGACUGCAUUCCUGGGCUGAAGAAGAUUUACCUGCAGGUUGCGUCCUUCAUGCUGUUGGGCCUCCUGUGCAUGAUGAUCCCCCAGUGCCGAGGUUUCGAGGGCGUCAUUGUCAUCUGCCUCUUCCUUGGCCUCUGUGAUGGCUUCUUCACCACCAUCAUGGCCCCCAUUGCCUUUGAGCUGGUGGGGCCCAUGCAGGCGUCCCAGGCCAUAGGGUACCUCAUGGGGCUGAUGGCCGUGCCCAUGACUGCAGGCACGCCCAUUGCAGGAUACCUCAACGAUUAUUUUGGGAAUUACGACGCGGCCUUUUACUUUGCCGGGGUGCCGCCCAUCAUCGGUGGCCUGGUGCUCUCUGUGGUGCCGCUGGUCCACCAGAGGAUGCUGAAGAAGCAGCGCCUGGAUUCUGGCAAAGACAAGAUGCUGGUGUCGGAGGCCGUGGUGAACGGGGAGCUGCUGCCAGGCUGCCCAGCCUCUGAAGCACACAUGUGA